GGUUUGUGGAAAACCAUCAUAAAUCCAGGGUUUGAUUUGGCUGCCUAUUUCUGAGUGGUAUAUUGGCUCACGGCCUAUAACAGAGAGAGACAAUCUCAAGCGUUGCGAUCUGACACAGAGUGAAACUAGAGGCUUUUCGGAUUUACGUUCUAUGCCUUUGCCUCCACUGCUAUUAAAAGAAAAACUGCUGAUCAUCAAAAAGUGCUGACCUUUUUCCAACCGUCUCUGCUGUGUCAUUUCUGUCUGAGAAAUCGGUUACACACGGUAUUUCACUGCUGCGGCUUCUCUUCCUGUGAAUAAGUAAGGGGGUCUGAUAAACCCUGGCUGCACGGUGGGGUGUUCAGCAUAGCUGCACAAAGCUCUCACCGACACCAUGCUGGGUGUACCUCUGUUCCUGCAGCUGGCUCUACUGCCCUUGUUGGUACGCACAGCCCAACAGGACUCAGGCAUUGUGAAUGGCAGGGAGGCUCAGCCACACUCCAGACCUUACAUGGUCUUUGUGCAAGGGAACAAGCACGCCUGUGGAGGUUUCCUGGUGUCCAACUCCUUCGUAAUGACGGCAGCACAUUGCCUGGAGUGGGGAGAGAACCUGACAGUUCUACUUGGGGCCCAUGACAUUUCUGAGAAACGAAAGUCAAUCUGGGCUGAAGUAAAAUUCUACCACAUCCACCCUGGGUACGAUCGUGACAGACAGGAGAAUGACAUCAUGCUGCUGCAGCUCAAGACUGCAGUUCAGAAGAGCAAAGAAGUGCAGUGGAUCCCCCUGCCAAAGAAAGAUAAAGACAUCAAGCCCAAAACGCUCUGCAGUGUGGCAGGAUGGGGGGCCAUCAAAACGAACGGGACCCUAAGCCCACGCCUCCUGGAAGUUAAUGUGAGUGUCGUGGACCGAAAGCUGUGCGACAAAUUAUGGAAAAGACCAAUCACAAACAGGAUGGUGUGUGCUGGGGGAAUUGUCAGCAACAGAGGAGUCUGCAAGCUCAAGACUGUAGUUCAGAAGACCAAAGAAGUGAAGUGGAUCUCCCUGCCUGAGAAAGACAAAGACAUACAGCCCAAUACGCUCUGCAGUGUGGCAGGAUGGGGGGCCAUCAAAUCGAAUGGGACCACAAGCCCACGCCUCCUGGAGGUCAACGUGAGCGUCGUGGGUCGAGCAGAGUGCCAAAAACGGUGGAGGAAUAUACACAUCACGUCCAGGAUGAUGUGUGCAGGGGGAAGUAAUGACAACAAAGGAUUCUGUACGGGAGACUCAGGGGGUCCACUGGUGUGCAGUGGAGAAGCAGUGGGAAUCGUUUCCUUCAACAAUAAUUAUACCUGCACCUACCCAAAUCUGCCCAACGUUUAUACUCAGAUCUCAAAUUUCUUGCCCUGGAUCAAGAACUACAUCAACAACACUUCUUUGUCUUUCUAGAAACGUUAAUGACCUCGUGCUUAUGUAGACAAUUACCUCCCUGGUAGCUGAAUAGUGAAAAUGCCCAGGCUGGUGAAAUCCCCGGUCUCUUGUAAUUUGCUUCACCAUGCGCUUAUUUUAACAACUAAAAUUAAGCUAAUUCCAUUUCCCAUCUCAAUACUGCAUGUUUAGAUGUGAUCUGCUAGGUUUUGUUUAUUAGUCAAUUCUGCAUUUCCCCCAUGCAAACACUGUGGUUCUGGCAUUACAUUAGCUUAAUUAAAAUGCAUGCAAAUAUGA
Anguilla rostrata (American eel) is the source of this 1681-nucleotide messenger RNA. RefSeq names its product mast cell protease 1A-like. The transcript has 6 exons. The coding region runs from base 374 to 1405 and encodes 343 amino acids. NCBI's taxonomy places the organism in Eukaryota, Metazoa, Chordata, Actinopteri, Anguilliformes, Anguillidae. The record is from RefSeq and is a predicted model, not a curated record. Gene Ontology annotation, biological process: proteolysis. Gene Ontology annotation, molecular function: serine-type endopeptidase activity.